This is a messenger RNA of Closterium sp. Yama58-4, 2307 nucleotides long. The record is from the annotation of a GenBank genome assembly. NCBI's taxonomy places the organism in Eukaryota, Viridiplantae, Streptophyta, Zygnematophyceae, Desmidiales, Closteriaceae.
AUGGCUCUCAAAAGCCAGCUGUACCAACAAACACGACCUUUCACUAUCCAUCCGUCUGUCCCGUCACACCGCCGCCCGUUCGCGACUCUCAGCAGCGAGCAUUGCGCUUCGACGUCCGCUACCAGCUUCAACACUGCAUCCCGUACCCUCACCAGCGCCGACAGCCAUACCCUUUCCUUUCCGUCUCCCAACAUCUUCACACGCGCGAUGGCUCGUCUCUUCGAGGCGUCUCAGCUGCUGCCUGUGCUGGUGCUGGCUGCUACGGUUGCUCUCCUCGCUUCCGCGCCUGUCGCUGACGGAGUGAACUACGCCAAGAGCGGCCUCGACUGGGAGGGCGUGUGUGCGUCAGGUGAGAGGCAGUCGCCCAUCAACAUAGUCAUGGACGAGGCACGGACCGUGACGGAUGCUGAGAAAUUCCACCUGGACUAUGACACCUCAGCCACCACAGCCACAGUCGUCAACAAGGGGCACACCGUCCAGGUGGUCCCGAAUCCAUCCAACACCUACAUACUCCACAUAGCCAGCGGGACCUACGAGCUGAAGCAGGUGCACGUGCACGCCUUCUCAGAGCACGCAAUCAACGGGCUCUUCGCUCCCAUGGAAGCCCACUUCGUGCACGCACACAUCGACAACCCCUCCCAGCUCGCAGUUGUCGGCAUUAUGCUGAGACUGCAGCGAGACGACCAGGCGAGCCCGUGGGUGGACGCAUGGCUGCCACAGACCCCCUCUGGGCUGAACGCAACGGCUGGGAUUGAUGUUUCCGGGAGUUUCUGGAGGGAGAUGAUGGAUUUGUCCAUGGGGUUCUGGAGGUAUCCCGGCUCGCUCACUACUCCGGGGUGCGAUGAGAUUGUUGAGUGGCACGUGCUGCGCAAGGCCAAGUUCCUCUCUGUGAAUCAGGCUGCCACUUUCAUGAAUCUCAUGGGAACGAUGAACAAGGAGCGCACCAAUAACCGCCUACCAGAGCCACUUCAUGGCAGGGAGCUAUGUUCCCCCACCGUCCUUCCUUGUCGGCGUCACACCCUGCCACACACGCUUCCCCUCGUCGACGUCGCCGUCCCCCACGCUUCCCCCCACCGUCGCCCGCGCUUCUUCCCGCUGUCGAUCACACUUCACUCCGUCGUUGACCACGCUCUUCCUCCCGUCACCCACGCUUCCCCCCACUGUCGCUUACGCUCCCACCCACCGUCGCUUUCACACUUUCCCCCACCGUCGCCCUCGCUUUCCGCCACCGUCGCUCACGCUUUCCCUUACCGCUGCUCACGCUCCCUCCUGCCUUCCCCCACGCUUCCCCACACCGUCGCUCGCGCCCUCCCCCACCUUCCCUCACGCUUCCCCGCACAUCACCCACGCUUUCCCCCACCGUCGCGCUCGCUUCCUCCCACCGUCGCCCACGCUUUCCCCCACCGUCGCGCUCGCUUCCUCCCACCGUCGCCCACGCUUUCCCCCACCGUCGCGCUCGCUUCCUCCCACCGUCGCCCACGCUUUCCCCCACCGUCGCCCACGCUUCAUCUCACCGUCGCCCACGCUUCCUCUCACCGUCGCCCACGCUUUCCCCCACCGUCGCCCACGCUUCCUCUCACAGUCGCCCACGCUUCCCCUCACUGUCGCCCAUGGCAGGUGGUGGUGCGGCUUUGGAGCAGAGUGUUGGGCGCACAGCCAGGGCAGCGCGUGCAGGCGGGCAGCAAGGAGUGCAGUGCUGCAGGGGGCUGUCGUCCUCCUCUCCCUCUCUCUUCCUCCCUUCCUCCAUCUAUCCCACACUCUCUGCCUCACUACCCUCUUUCCCCUUUCUGUUGCCCGUUCUCCCUCCCUUCCUCCCGCCCUCCCUUCCUGCCAUUCUCCCUCUCCUCAUCCUCCCUCGAUCCAGUCCCCCUUUCCCUUUCCAUCUCCCUCUCGCCCACUCCCUUCCUCACGCCAACCCUGCUCCUCCGUUCCACCCAUCCUCUCAUCCGCCCAUCCUCUCAUCCGCCCAUCCUCUCAUCCGCCCAUCCUCUCAUCCGCCCAUCCUCACUCCGUCGCCCUCACUGCCUCCCACUCUCCCUACACUCCCUCCCACCGUCACCCACGCUCCCCCCACACCCUUGUACCCUUCUUUCCUUCUCUCUGAUUCUCCCUUCUCCCCGUUCCUCCCUUAUACCCUGCCACACUUUUACCUCCCUCACUUUCUCCCAUCCGCCCUUCCUCCAAGCCUCCCUCCUCCCUACCACUCUCCCACCCACUCUUUCUUUCAUCCUCCUGCCUCUCCACCCUGCUGCCCUUUUUUUCAAGCUGCCAUCUUCCGAUAUUCCUAUCCUCCGCCUUUCUGUCUGA